AUGGCUGGCGAACAGUCGGAUUCCGCCCCUUCGGGCUCACAAGAUGAUGCGGCGUUGGUGGUCAACCUUCAGAUUGUAUCGCCGUCGGUCGGCGUCGGGACCCUUCGCUUCCCCGAUAUUCCCGCAACGGCGACGGUGCAACAGCUAAAGCAAAAGAUUCGCGGAUCUUUGACGUCGCGGCCGGCGGAUGAUCAACAACGGUUGAUUCAUCGUGGCCGGCUCCUUGCUCGUGAGAGCGAUACCCUCCAAGACAUAUUUGGUGAAGCAUUAAUACGAUCAAACGAGCUCCAAACCAUCCACCUCGUGCUGAGGGAUACGGGUGAGGGGCCUCCACCGAGCGAGUUGCCGCCGCGCCAACUCCCACACCCCAUUCGGAAUGCGCCAAAUGUUUCCGUACCGCGGCCGGGCUCGGAACCUCCCAGUACUGGCCAAGCGACUGCGCAGUUCCCACAGCUGCCCUACUUUCAGCAAAGUCAAGCUCAGCUACAAGACCUACAGCACCGCGUGACCCAUUUCCAAGACCAGCAAAGGGAAGCGCUUUAUCGUCAGCUGCUGGCCCAAAAUCAGGCCCACCGGACCGCCACGGCCGCACACCCCUUACAGAAUGGUGGAAACAGUGCCAGUGACUUCAGGGACUACAACCCUCAGACCGGCGGGGCCGACCGGGUUGAUGGUAGGAACAGCCCAGUUGGACAGGCAUUCCGGACUGUCACACGAGAAGGUACCGGGCCGGACGGGCAGCGGUAUAGUUUCAGGGUCACCGUGAACGAGUUUAUCGCCCCCGCUGGUGCCAGCUCCCGACAAGCUGCGGGACCAGGUUCAACAGCAGAGCCGCCCGGCCAACACCCACUGUCUCCAACCGAUGUUCGCAGCAUAACCCAUGGCCCAGACGCAGUACGAGCAACACAAACCAUGGCCAACGCUAUGCAGCGGAACACAUCAGGCGCUCAGCCAGCCAACAUGGCAACAGACAUUGCCCAGCUGGGUUUCAACAGCGCUGUGCAACCCAUUCAACCCGGCGUGACGACCCCGAUAUUCCCGGGAUUAUCGAGGAAUGGGAGCAGGACGGCUACUCCGGACAUCCCGGUUAGAUCCAUUAGCCGUGGAAGCGGCAUUGGCUAUGGAGGAUUACACACUGCUGCUCAGCCGCAAGCCCACGGUUACCCAGAAGUGUACAUUAUCUCUUCGCCAAUGGGCCCUCGAGGUUUACUGAUUCACAAUGGCUCUGAGUUGUAUGCCACGCCUGUUGUGCGGCCGCUCCCUUGGACACCCAACUUUUACCGACCACCCUUUCCGACUUCGCUACCAGCUGGGAGUCAGGUCCAUCAAGGCAUUGGGCACGGCACGCCCGGCGGUCUGGGCCAUGGGCAGGAUCAUGCUCAAGCUGCCAAUGCGCAACCCGAUCAACCGCCACACCCAUUACCCGACCAGCGCCCACUGCCUCAGCCACGCCACGAGGUACAACCCGGUAUUCGCCGGCGUCCCGUGGUUGGCCAAGGGCUUCAUCCGCCACCAGCACCGCCUGCAGAAGCGCAACAGGCACCCCAAGUCCAUCCACAUGGCAACCCCGGCGUGGCCCCCUUAGUUGCAGCGGCAUGGCCUCAUAUUUGGCUAGUGGUCCGUUUGGUUGCCUUCGCCUGGUGGUUCUCCUACACUAACCCUUCAUGGGAACGCUGGCUAUCUCUGGUACUGGCGUUUAUCGUGGUGCUUGGAAUCAACACUGGCCUGUUUAACGGAAUGGUUAAUAACGCAUUCCACCCGAUGCGGGAGCAAUUAGAAGGUAUGAUCCCGUUUGCGGAUCCUGAGCGCCAACAGGAACAGCAACGACAGCAGCGACAGCAGCAAAAUGUGCCUGAUGCGGCCCCCCACCAAGAUGGUGGGGAUGGAAUACAACACCCAGACCCGGCGCAAACAGCAGCGAGAUUAGUUGCUCAGCGCAGGGCUCAAAACGGGAGCUGGCUUCGAGAUCAUUAUCGGCGGAUUGAGCGGGCGAGUAUUCUAUUUCUAGCUAGCUUUGCGCCGGGCGUAGCCGAGAGACAUAUCCGUGAGUUAGAGGAGCAGGAGCGGGCUGAACGAAGGGCGGCCGAGGAGGCCAGGGCAGCAGCAGCAGCAGCAGCAGCAGCAGCAGCAGAAGCAGAAGCUGCGGCCCAGCAAGAGGCCGAGCAAGGCGGUACCGGAAACCAAGAAGAACAAGGAAAUGACCGGAAUGAGGCCCAGGAUGGGGACACCACCCCGCAACAACAUCACUCGCCUCAAGUCCAGUCUCAGCCACCCCUAGUUGAGGCUUGA
Dichotomopilus funicola is the source of this 2289-nucleotide messenger RNA. RefSeq lists its product as uncharacterized. The coding region runs from base 1 to 2289 and encodes 762 amino acids. The transcript is spliced from 2 exons. NCBI's taxonomy places the organism in Eukaryota, Fungi, Ascomycota, Sordariomycetes, Sordariales, Chaetomiaceae. Gene Ontology annotation, biological process: endoplasmic reticulum unfolded protein response. The record is from RefSeq and is a predicted model, not a curated record. Gene Ontology annotation, molecular function: protein binding.